This is a messenger RNA of Daldinia childiae, 1116 nucleotides long. RefSeq lists its product as uncharacterized. Lineage: Eukaryota; Fungi; Ascomycota; Sordariomycetes; Xylariales; Hypoxylaceae. The transcript is spliced from 2 exons. Gene Ontology annotation, biological process: methylation. Bases 1 to 1116 code for a protein of 371 amino acids. The record is from RefSeq and is a predicted model, not a curated record. Gene Ontology annotation, molecular function: methyltransferase activity.
AUGGAAGCCCUCAAGUCCUUAAGCUCUCUCCUCUUCAGCAGUCAGGCUCCGACGGUAUCUGAAAAGAUCGAUGAACCACCGUUUGCUCGUGCGAACCCAAACGAAGCCAUUAAGACAUAUCUACUUGAACGGAGCGCCGAAUAUCGAGAGAUCAGCGAGCUUCGGCAACGAGGAUGGGACAACCCCGAAGGAGACUCUUUCUUUCAGAAGCAGCGACAGAACGCUGACAAGUCCGACGACCGGACAGCUGCGUACUUCUUCGAGCUGAUGAAACGCAUCGGACAUGAGCUCCAUCGAUCUACGGGCGCCUUGGCCGUACAGCGAGGCUCGCCACAUCCAAAUAUCCUCGACACGUGCAUGGCGCCAGGGGGGUUUCUCGAAGUCGCUCUGAGCAAAAAUCCAACAUCCAGAGCCUUGGCUUUCAGUCUACCCGCAUCUGAUGGUGGUCACAAGGUCCUACUCCGUAUGACGUCGAAAGCUGAGAUAAGGUAUCUGGAUGUUACUAUGCUCGCUGCAGACAUGGGGGUCGAGGAAGUUCCUAAGGAUCACCCCGAUGCCGAUAGAUUCCUACCACGCCAGCUCGAACCGCGCCAAUUUUUCGAUCUAGUCUUCUGCGACGGUCAGGUUCUUCGAACACAUACGCGGGCCCCGUAUCGAGAGCGGCGAGAAGCGAGGAGGUUGUCGGUCACGCAGUUGGCUCUUGGACUUGAGCACUUGCGACCAGGGGGGACCAUGGUUAUUCUUCUUCACAAGCUUGAGGCAUGGGACACCGUAAAUACCUUGUGGAGAUUCCACAAAUUCUCUACCGUUAAACUUCUAAAGCCCAAGUCGGGCCACGCCAAACGUUCUUCUUUUUAUAUGAUAGCUACGGACGUCCAAAGUUGUCACCCUGAGGCUGUUCGAGCGAUCGAUAUUUGGAAAGCUACGUGGAAAGUAGCCACGUUUGGCUCGGACGAGGAGUAUCAACGCAUGGUAUGGAGCACCGAGCUUAGUGUAGAACAGCUGCUCGACGAUUUCGGGCUGGAGCUCGUGACGUUGGGAAAAGAAAUUUGGAAAGUCCAAGCAGACGCACUCGCGAAGGCGCCUUUUAUUCAAGGUACGUCAGCUAGCCGGUAG